Cryptococcus wingfieldii CBS 7118 is the source of this 1377-nucleotide messenger RNA. RefSeq lists its product as hypothetical. Lineage: Eukaryota; Fungi; Basidiomycota; Tremellomycetes; Tremellales; Cryptococcaceae. The transcript has 5 exons. The record is from RefSeq and is a predicted model, not a curated record. Bases 1 to 1377 code for a protein of 458 amino acids.
AUGCGCACACAGCCCCCGCCCCCCCACCGCAACCUGUCCGCAGAGAGCACCUCCUCUUCCGCCGCUGCCUCGUCCCCAGAACCCCAUCUCUCCACCCCCGACCUGCCGCCAUCAGACUGCCUGCCCCAAGUCGUGCACCCCCCAGCAAACACCUCUCCGUCCGGCUCGACCACGUCCAGUACUGGCCACUCGAAGGGCGAAAGCACCCCUCGCGCAGAGGUCGGGCCGCCCGUGUGGCCCCUCGCCGCAGGAGCCGUGGCGAGGCGGAACGAGCUGUUUGACGAGCCGUAUACAAUGAGCAGUAGCAUGGCUCGGCACGGGUCCAACGAUAUUCCCUCCACGCUGUCGAGGACGCCGUCGUUGAAGCGCGCAGGAAGCUACAGGAAGAAACAUGCCAGUCUCGAUACCCCUCCCAACGCUCCCCGCUCCGAGGACGCAUUUCCUAGCUUUACCGCCCUCAACAACGUCCCCCCUCUGUCCCAGUCCUCGCCCAAGGAGCACCAGCCGACUGCCUCCAGGUCAUCGGCCCCUGGCGCACCCCCUUCAGCUGCCUUCCCCCGGCAAUCUACAGAGUCGCACAGUUCAUCACAGAGCCGUAGCAGUCUGACACGGUCGCAUUCGCCCGCGUCAGGCUGCGAGAUCUCUGCACCCAUCUCACCGCCCGUGGGAUACCCUCUGUCGUUCUACUCUCGAGGGAGGCGCAAUUCGUCCUGUUCCGCCCUCGCCCCUCCAUCAAUAUCCUCUGCGAGCACAGCAUCGUCAUCGUCUGGCAACAGCGCCAACUCUACCAAGGCACCUCCCACUCCUCCCCCACCAAGAUGGGCUCGACCUCCUGCGGUCACCAACACGUAUGCCGGUCGCGCCAUGUCCCUGGGUUCUGGCGAGGAACGUCCCGAUGUCAAUCUUGAUGAUUUUGACCCCGAGCUUUUCGAAGGUGUGGACAAUGAAUGGAUAGAGGUCAUCAAGGGGUCUGAAGGGAGAAUCGCCAUCAAGAGUAUUCCCACUGCUUACGAGAUUCUGGUUUGGCUCCCCGGUUUCUCACUAGACAACAUUACCAUUGCCACAAGAGGUCAUAGGACCAUACAUAUUGUCGCUGAUCAAUGGGAUGAAGGAGACCACGCGCAAUGGGAUAUCAAGUUGGGAGAAGACGCCAAUCUCCGAUCCGUGAAUGCCAAGUUUACCGGCAAGGAGCUGCGUGUCACUGUCGCAAGACAAAUACCAGAGUGGCAGCUCGCCCGUGAUCGCCAACAACGAUCAAAUCGGUCCAUCGCAUCCGCUUCCACAUCUAGAUCUACUCCAGCCAUCAGCGGCCCCAGCAUCACGUCAUCGAAAGUGCUCAGUCCUCUUGAGCGCGCGGCUGCAACUUCCAGAGUCUGA